AUUGGGGGGUUCCAGUGCAAGGAGGCUGAACCUCUCCCUGAUGAUUUGGAGGAAUUCAUGCAGAGUUCUGGAGAACAUGGGGUUGUGAUCAUGUCUCUGGGAUCACUGGUGUCAGCUCUGCCUUCAAAUAUCACUGAAGCCAUCGCUGCUGCAUUUGCUGAGCUCCCUCAGAAGGUGAUUUGGCGGACUUUAGGUGACGAACCUUCAUCUCUAGGAAAUAACACCCGGCUAGUAGAAUGGUUUCCCCAAAAGGACCUUUUAGGACACCCUAAGACCCGUCUCUUUGUAGCCCAUGGGGGAACCAAUGGAAUGUAUGAAGCCAUCUAUUACGGUGUUCCUGUUCUAGGCUUACCCCUCUUGUUUGAUCAAUUUGAUAACUUACUUAGACUGAAGGUGCGCGGUGCAGCUCGAGUGGAAGAGGUCAGGACUCUGACUAAAGACAGUUUCCUGGAGGCUCUGAAGGACAUCUUAGAGAAUCCAUCUUACCGUAACAACAUCCAACAUCUUUCUCAGCUACACCGUGACCGACCAAUGUCUCCAAUGGACACUGCCAUCUUCUGGAUAGAGUAUGUCAUCAGGAACAAAGGAGCUGCUCACCUGAAGCCAGCAGGUUUCAGUCUGCCUUGGUAUUCCUACUUCUGUUUGGAUGUUGCAGCCUUUCUUUUGGCCAUAACCGGAACCUUCAUCAUGGGUUCGGUCUUUGUCUUCAGGUUUUUCUGUUGCAGGAAAUCCAACAAGAAAUUAAAAGCAGAGUAA
Molecule: messenger RNA, 756 nt
Organism: Cyprinodon variegatus (sheepshead minnow)
Lineage: Eukaryota; Metazoa; Chordata; Actinopteri; Cyprinodontiformes; Cyprinodontidae
Product: UDP-glucuronosyltransferase 2C1-like
Exons: 1
Molecular function (GO): UDP-glycosyltransferase activity
Source: RefSeq, a predicted model, not a curated record